AGAAAGCGGAAUGGCUGCCGCCGGCCUGGGAGGAAGGCUUUUGGCUCAGCCGGCGGCCCCUGUAGCUAAAUCACCGUCACUUUCGCCACAGCCAGCAGCUGCCCUCCAAGGAAAGCCGAGGAAGGGUCUGGUUUAUCCGCACCCCCCGAGAAGAUCCCGCCUGUCUCGCUCCGUUCUGCGCUGGCUGCAGGGCCUGGAUCUCAGCUUCUUCCCCAGGAACGUCAACAGGGACUUUUCAAAUGGCUACCUGAUUGCAGAAAUAUUCAGUAUAUAUUUCCCUUGGGACCUUAAAUUGUCAUCCUUUGAAAAUGGAACUUCUUUAAAAGUCAAGCUGGAUAACUGGGCACAGCUGGAGAAGUUCCUGGCAAGAAAAAAAUUCAAAUUACCUGAAGAACUAAUCCAUGGAACCAUUCAUUGUAAGGCCGGAGUACCGGAAAUACUGAUACAAGAGGUUUACACUUUGUUAACACAUCGAGAAAUCAAAAGUAUCCAGGAUGACCUUGUGAAUUUCACAGACUAUAGUUACCAGAUGCGUUUGCCCCUGGUCCCCAGGUCUACAGCUUCAAAGUCUAUUAAGGAUAACAUUCGGUUAUCAGAAGUACUAAGCCAUCCCAACACGCUCAGCAAUGAACUUAAAGUAGAAUUUCUCUUACUUUUACAAAUGUUGCAAAGAAAAUUAAGCAGAAAAUUGAAUCCAAAAUGGUUUGAGGUCAAGCCCACAGUGGGAGAACUUACUCUCCAUCAUCUCCCUGCCCAAUCCACCGGGCGCAGAAAUAAUUCAGCGAUUUCCAGGGAGGUAACUGCUCCUGUUGCCUGUAGUGGUGGUAAUCUACUUAGAGAAAUUCAAGAGAAGCAAGCUGGGAAACAUUCUUUUGAGUCUACUAUAAAACCUAUCAGAAAUAAGAAGAAAACCUGAGAAACACCUGUCAAAAGUCACAUGACUUUAAAGAAGUGAUGCCACCAUCUCUUGUCAUACUAAAGGGAUCUGAUCACCUGGUCUUGGAUAUAUUUCAGUAAUAUGUGAAUUAAAGUGGUGUCUUAUCCAUAACUGGCUAAAGAACAUAUCUUUUCAAUUCAACUCACAAACCAUUUAUUGAACACCUGUCAUGUGCCAGGUAUUGUUGAAAAUACAAAUUCAAGUUAAUUAGUACAACAACAAAAAAAACCCAUUGCCAUGGAGUCAAUUCUGACUCAUGGCAACCCUAUAGGACAGAGUAGAACUGCCCCCAUAGAGUUUCCAAGGAGCUCCUGGUGAAUUCCAACUGCUGACCUUUAAGUUAGACAUAGCUCUUAACCAUUAUGCCACCAGAGUUUCUGUUAAUUAGUAAAGAAUGAGUAAAACUAAUUCUAAAGGUACAGUUAAACAUAAUUCAACAUGAGAAGAGUUCUUUCUCAUAUAUUUUGAAGGAAUAGUGAAUCUACUUUGUAAUAUAAUUAAAAAAGCUAACUACUUUGCCUGACACUAUAUACUUACAUGUCACAUUCAUUAAUUAAAAUUCGGUUCUAGAUAAUCAUUAUUAUAUGUUGGCCAUAGA
This is a messenger RNA of Loxodonta africana (African savanna elephant), 1535 nucleotides long. It is a transcript of the gene SPATA4, whose product is annotated as spermatogenesis associated 4. NCBI's taxonomy places the organism in Eukaryota, Metazoa, Chordata, Mammalia, Proboscidea, Elephantidae. The coding region runs from base 11 to 916 and encodes 301 amino acids. Gene Ontology annotation, molecular function: microtubule binding. The record is from RefSeq and is a predicted model, not a curated record. Gene Ontology annotation, cellular component: axoneme. Gene Ontology annotation, biological process: regulation of cytoskeleton organization. The transcript is spliced from 6 exons.